This is a messenger RNA of Amaranthus tricolor (Joseph's coat), 1216 nucleotides long. RefSeq lists its product as uncharacterized. The transcript is spliced from 6 exons. Bases 160 to 876 code for a protein of 238 amino acids. The record is from RefSeq and is a predicted model, not a curated record. NCBI's taxonomy places the organism in Eukaryota, Viridiplantae, Streptophyta, Magnoliopsida, Caryophyllales, Amaranthaceae.
GACAUGAUACUUUUUGAAGGAUUUGAGAGUUGAGAGUUGAGAGUUGAGAGCUUGAGAACAUGAGCCAGCAAAAUUAGAGUUGAAUGAUUAUCAUCAAAUUUGCAAUUUUCCAUUCCAUUACGCACCGUCUUGAAAUUCCCGGGGUUCAAACAUCAAAGAAUGGGUUUUGAUUUGAAAGAUUUUAAGCCCAUUUUCGGCGAAGCAAAACCGGAGUUAAAACAUUCUUCUACCUCAAAUGGCGGCGGAGUUGAGGAGUUAAACAACACAUAUAUAUACAGGGUAUUUGCAGAUAAUAGUCGAUCUCACCUUGUUUUUCAUGUCACUAAUUUUCGUACCUACACUUGGGAAGGUCGUCGCUCUCUUCACCAACUCGAUGACUUGAGGGAUAGCAUAGGCGUUGGUGGUUCAUGGUCUGAGUUUAUAAAUUAUGUAACUUCUUCUCUAAAAGCAAAAGAUGUGAAGAUUGUUUUGGAUUGGCAGCCUAAAUUAAAAGCUGCAUCUGCUAAAUUGGUUGCUCGGAAAGCAAAAGGCUUGCCCCUAAUGUCGAUUUCACUUACUAAGCUUGGACCUGCUGCUGCGGAUGAAGCUGUGGCAAAUUUAUCAUUGGAGCUCUAUAAAGCCUAUGAUAUCCUGCAAAAUUUAUUUGAAAAAGAGCAAGAGAACUGCAGUCAAAUAACCCAACUGGGAUUUGCAGAAAAGGGGAAGAGGCAAAUGAUCAAAAGGAAAGCAUCUGAGACUGGAAAUAUAGCUUCUCUAAACUCUGACAUUUCAUCUGUCACUGCUGCACUGAACUCUUUAGUUUUCCUUGUGGAGCUGUACUGCACUCAACUAGUUUGCUACACAUUUAGUACCUUUUGCAGUCUGAACCUUCUUUAGUAGCAGCCUUUAUUUGUGAGGCAUGACUCACCUUGGCAUCUGGUAAUUUCUUAUUGUUAACGUUGGAGUUGUAUCCAGAUUGCUGAUUAUCUUAGGAGAAAACAGAUGUCCAGGGACAAACUUUUGUUUGACCACCUCCACGUCCCCUUCCCAAACAAAAAACAAGGAAAUGGAGAGAAAUUAAUUUUCAAGAGAAAAUUAUUUGAAUCUUCGCUAUAAUUGACCAUCUAUUUUGUUAAAAUGAAGCGCUAUUACCCAAUUACACUGGAGCGGAUAAUUUUGCUACCCUAAUUGUUACUUCAGCCUGAAAACUACUUUAGGGAACAAAAAAUGACUUGCU